CGUUAGCAAAGAGGCUAAGUUGAACCAUCAUCAUCAUCCUUUAUUCCUUCCUUCUUUGCUCGCCUCCUUGCUUCGCGCGCCCGACGCUCGCGCGCGCACCUCCAUCUUUCCAGCCACCACCAUGUCCUCCUCACCCUCCAUCAUCACAUGCAAAGCUGCGGUGGCAUGGGGAGCUGGACAGCCUCUGGUGAUCGAGGAAGUGGAAGUGAGCCCGCCUCGACCCCAGGAGAUCCGCAUCAAAGUCGUCGCCACUUCCCUCUGUGGCAGCGACGUCAACGCUUGGGAAUUCAGGAAUAUAUUUCCUCGCAUAUUUGGCCAUGAAGCAGCUGGGAUUGUCGAGAGUGUGGGGGAGGGAGUGACGGAAUUCAAGGAGGGAGACCACGUGUUGACGUUGUUCAUGGGCGAAUGCUAGAGAUGCCGGCACUGUACAUCGAAUAAAAGCAACAUGUGCCAAGCACUUGGGUUGGAAAGGAACGGCGUGAUGCACAGCGACCGAAGGACGCGCUUCUCCAUCAGAGGCACUCCUAUAUAUCAUUACUUGGGCGUUUCGAGUUUCAGCGAGUAUACGGUGGUGCACUCGGGGUGCGCCGCCAAAGUCAGCCCAACGGUACCUCUACAAAAAAUAUGUAUUCUCAGUUGCGGAGUAGCAACAGGUCUAGGUGCGGCGUGGAAUGUGGCCGAUGUGUCCAAAGGAUCAAACGUGGCAAUAUUUGGUCUUGGAACUGUGGGUCUUUCUGUUGCACAAGGUGCCAAACUUCGGGGGGCUGCUCAAGUAAUUGGUGUGGAAUAUCCUGAGAAGGGCGAGAAAGCAAAUUUUUUUGGAGUUAAUGUAUUUCUCAAUCCAAAGGACUAUGAUGAACCCAUUCAUGAGGUCAUCAAGAGGAUGACAGAUGGGGGUGCUGAUUACUGUUUCGAGUGCACUGGCGAUACAAGAGUAGCUUCGACUGCAUUGCAGUCUUGCUGUGAUGGAUGGGGUAUGACUGUGGCCCUCGGCGUGCCGAAAGCAAAGCCAGAAAUGACAGUUAACUGUGGACUGCUGCUCAGUGGGAGGACAUUGAGAGGUUCCACGUUUGGAGGAUGGAGACCAAAAUCCGAUAUGCCAUCAUUGGUGGACAAGUACUUGAACAAGGAAAUCCAGGUGGAUGAGUUCGUCACCCAUAACUUGCAAUUUGAGGAGAUCAACAGAGCUUUCGAGAUGAUGAAGAAAGGCAAAUGUCUGCGCUGCGUCAUCCAUAUGCCGAAGUAGAUCGCUUGCAUAUGAAGAGGUCGGUACGGUUGCCAGUUCUCGGUAGCGCACGAGGCAUAGAACGAAUGUCAUGGAAGCCUAUUUCACCAGGACAAAUUCUCUUCUCACUCUCUCCUUUCUUUCUCUCAUGAAUGGGAGAUUCUCUUUGCUGAGCUGCCAAUCAAAAAUUGAGACUUCUGAAAUGUGAGGCUGGGUCUUGCCAUCUGAAUGCCUUUCAGCACCAUAAUAAAAAAAAAUUCCAUCCAUAUUUCCAGAUAUUGAUCGUAUCAUAUGAGAUUCAUGUCUGGGAAGAUAAAUCAACUACUGUCUUGGACUCUGGGAACAGUUGUUAGAUUGAAGUUGACAAACCAUGCGAGGAAAAAAAGGUCGGUGAAGUUGCAUGAUAAUCAAUAGACUGAAGGCGUUUAUGAAAACGACAAAUAAAAAAAAUUGGUAACCAAUAACAAAAAUUUAUAAAACGAGAAAAAAAAAAAUCUGUUGAUAAGUAGCUCAGUUGCAAAUUGAAAUCCACAAAAAAAAAAAAA
Eucalyptus grandis is the source of this 1770-nucleotide messenger RNA. Its product is annotated as alcohol dehydrogenase-like 6. NCBI's taxonomy places the organism in Eukaryota, Viridiplantae, Streptophyta, Magnoliopsida, Myrtales, Myrtaceae. Gene Ontology annotation, cellular component: cytosol. The record is from RefSeq and is a predicted model, not a curated record. Gene Ontology annotation, molecular function: S-(hydroxymethyl)glutathione dehydrogenase [NAD(P)+] activity; zinc ion binding. Gene Ontology annotation, biological process: formaldehyde catabolic process.